UCUGCGUCCCUGUGACAUCUCAAAAGGCUAUGUAGAAGGGUAGGGGGAAAGUGAGUUUAAAGCAAGCUAUUCAACUGCCACCUCUGCCACCUGAAUAUUGUCAGAGAAUAUAGGGACUCCAAGUGAGUAAUAAUGCAAGUCCAAGGUAGGACAGGUCAGAGAGAAGCUUUUUUUAAACUAUGAUUGUAUUGAAAGCACAUUCAGACAGCAACUCCCCCUAUACCCCUGUUCUUUGCCAAGUGACUGCAGAGACCUGACUAUGCUGUUUCAAAGAAAAGGAAGAGGUAAGGAGAAAAAAUCAUUCUAAUGCAAACAAAGCUAGGUCUACAUCCUUGGGAUGGAUGGACUCCAGAAGAUAACUUACAUGUUAACAAGGCAUGUACCCAUGCAUGGGGGAGAUGGCAGUUAACAAGGUACUUGAGGAGUUCACAAUUGUGACAAUAUGGAGAUGGCUCUUGGUGGAGCCUGUAAGAGUGGCACAUCCAGUAUGAUCUUAGCUGAGAAGUGGGGAUUGGAAACCAUCACAGACUGCUAGCUUUUAAUCAAAAAAGGCUGUUUUAGUUAUUGCAAACUUCUUAGCAAGACCUCUACUAUCUUGAAUAGUAAUAUUUUUGCUAUCAAAAUAUGUCACAUGGAAACCCUUUGGAAGACUACUGUAUAUUAGACUCACUACACAAGUAAACAAAAAUGUACAAUGCAGCAAGAAAAAUUUCUACAGUCUUUCCAUCACAAAAUGUUUGAUGUGCUUUUAUUAUUGUGAUCCGGUUGACUUCUAGAGAGUAAAGAAAGACAAGAGUCAUGAGACUAAAUUUUAUCAAGGUGGUUGCUGAUCAAUGGACUUUUGAACCAGAGCAGGAAGUAGAAAUAGAAAAAGGAAAAAGCUCAAGAAUUCUGAUCCUUGAGGGUGAUAUCAAUUACUUCUCACUUCUGAUGGGGUGUUUCGCAAGACUUCUGUGCGAGCUAUAAAUCUGGGUGAGUUGCAUCGUGUGACUGAAAGCAGCAGACUGGAGGAAGUGCCAACAACUCUCCACAUCUGAGAAGCUGGCAUUGAGGCUGUCAUCUGACAUCUACAGCAACAACUCCAAAUUACAGAAACACUGCUGAGAUGGGGAAAAUCAUCAUUUAUGAGCACGCCAACUUCCAGGGGCACUCCAAAGAACUCACCAGAGACGUUGCCAAUCUGACAGAUGUAGAUUGGAAUGACUGUAUCUCCUCAGUGAAAGUAAUUGGACAGCCUUGGGUGGCUUAUGAGCACAUUAACUAUACAGGCCGGUUACUGGUAUUUGAGGAGGGAGAGCAUAGCUUUGUUGGUAAAGAGAUGAAUGACAAGAUCACUUCCCUGAUGUUGAUUACUGAAAAUUUACACAAUCCACAGAUCACUAUCUAUGAACAUAACCAAUAUCAAGGGAAGAACAGGGUGAUAACAGAAGCUACCAAUUUGGAUAGGGGUAAUGACAAUGACAUGGCAUCUUCUCAUAAAGUGCAGCAAGGUGCCUGGCUGUUGUGUGAACAUAGUGAUGGAAGUGGUUUUUGCUACAUUGCACGAGAGCAUGAACACCUUCCAAGUUACAGAGCAAUCAAUUUCAAUGACAAGCUUUCAUUUCUGCGUCCCCUUCUCCCUGGAAAGCAUUGUCACUGAUGGAUUGCAAAUUCUGAAGUCCUAAGGGUAGGUGUAGCCCUAGCAAGAAAGAUGGGACCUAGAUCUCUCUGCUUUUUUUUUUUUUUUUUUUUAUUUCCCCUUUUGGCAUAGAAAUACUGAAUGGGAGAGGUCUCCUUUAUGCUAUGCUGCUGCUGUGUAUUUCUCAAUCCUGUGUGGCACUGUUCUCCUUCCCCAUGAUCCCAAUGAAUGUAAGAACUAUUGUGUUUAGUUACAUGAAAAAAACCUCAAUGAUAAGAGAUGAUCUUGUGGUGCGUAACCUGUAACUAGCAUUCCAAAGUACUACACCAUGUAACGUGAAAAUGUUGCAUGUUGCUUCUGUUGCUAUAUGCUAAGCACAUAUAUAGUGUAUAACCAGAACUGCUGACUUUAUAUUCUUCUUUACAAUGCUCUUGCUUCACAAUGACCUCUGCAUUUUUUUUCUAUUCCAUUUUGCGUUGUUACCAAUAAAGAAGAUA
This is a messenger RNA of Anas platyrhynchos (mallard), 2115 nucleotides long. RefSeq names its product epidermal differentiation-specific protein-like. NCBI's taxonomy places the organism in Eukaryota, Metazoa, Chordata, Aves, Anseriformes, Anatidae. Gene Ontology annotation, molecular function: structural constituent of eye lens. Gene Ontology annotation, biological process: lens development in camera-type eye; visual perception. The record is from RefSeq and is a predicted model, not a curated record.